This is a messenger RNA of Exophiala viscosa, 1387 nucleotides long. RefSeq lists its product as uncharacterized. The record is from RefSeq and is a predicted model, not a curated record. The transcript is spliced from 2 exons. The coding region runs from base 198 to 944 and encodes 248 amino acids. Lineage: Eukaryota; Fungi; Ascomycota; Eurotiomycetes; Chaetothyriales; Herpotrichiellaceae.
UAAGACUUUUAUGCCUCCCCUUGGGGACUCCAAGUGGCACGAUUGACGUGGCUGUCUGAGUGUCCUGGACACUGGCUGGAGAUGAAGUUUCAGGCGAUCACUGUCUCUGGCCAGUGAGAUUGAGGAAUUCGGAAGGUGAGGUUGAAUUCACUGAUCAGACCUCAAGCAGCACUCACCUGCAGGUUGACGGGACUGUGAUGUACAGCUUGGCGAUGCAGGCGCUUUUUGUGACCACUUCCUUGCGUCUACCAGUUUAUCCUUUUUACUUCACUUCCUUGCCCUGCACUGGCCUCAAAAUCGGCUGUGGGUACGAAAAUAUGGCAGAUACAGAACAGAGCAACCCUUGCGCCUCUCCAAUCGUCACGCUGGACCUGCAUCUUGUGGCUGGCGACACGGUCACCCUCAUCUACAUUCAUCGGGAUAUCCUUACCAACAGGUCAUAUCUUGCGAGAUGGUUUGAUGCCUACGCCGUUACCAAUGAUCAGGACAUCAGGUUACCGAUCUCGGGUUGGUCACCCUUGGUAGGCCUAGAGAUUGUACACUGGCUUUACAGGGGCAAAAUCUCCUUCGAAGUCAACACCAACGAAAUCAAGCACGGUCAUGUGUACCCCAGCGUCCUCCUCAUGAAGCUCAUCAACCUGUACCUGGGCGCCAAUCGCUAUCAGAUCGACGACCUAGCUGCAUACACCUUCGAUAAACUCGACGCGAUCUUUCAGUCUCGGGGCCUCGACUGGUGGGACCUCAACAGAUUGACACCCGAUAUGUCGGAGGAUGAGGGUGGAAAGCUUCAGGGUCUGAUGAUCGGUGUUGUGGCUGAUGGUAUCCGCAAAGAAGGGUGGUUGGCUUACACUACUGCGAGACCAGACUUUGCGAAUUGGGUGGUGACGACGACCAAGACUUGGCUCGUGGAGGAGCUCCUUCGGCAGGCUCGGGUAUGCAGAUGAGCGUGACAUGUCUCGACUUCAUCAUCUGAGCAGAAGAUCGCCACAGGAAUCGUGGAAGGGCAAGGCAUUUCAUGGAGAGGAAUGUGAAUUACGGCUGCAAUUCAGGGAGAUAAACAGCCAGACUUGUGCACUGCAAUGCAACACCAACGGAUGUCAGUAAGACAAGGAUGGGGGCUGAAAUCGCAAGGAAGAGCGCUUGUGAGAUAGGAUACAUGAAUCUUGCCUAUUCAUCGGAGACGAUAUCUAGUAAGUAGCUUAUCUAUCGAUGGGUGCAGACAUGAGGACUGCAGCUUCUUCAUAAUGCAUUGUCUUUGCUGGGAACUAUCUCGCGCGAGACAAUCACAGAGACUUCUGGACCUGUCCUCGACUCCGUGGCUUCCUGUUCUCACUUCACUUUGUACUCACUUCACUCACCACGAACUUCAUUAUAUCCUUGCUCACAC